AAGUGGCAAUGGCAAUACUGAAACACUACAUUUCAACUUUCAACCAACAAUGUAGGUUGUUGAAAAAUCUACAUUUUACAGUAUUUUCUAUGUUUAGUUAGAAAAACCGCAUCUUGCCAACCAUUAAAUAUCAGAGAUAACGUUUUUGAUCACUUACGAACAAUAAUCAUAUGCCAUAGUGUGUGUAUAAGGUUAAACGCGGUUGGGGUCACCGUUGCUCAACGUUCGCAAUUUUCCUGCAAUAUUUGAUAAUUUUGUAAACUACAAUGGGUGUUCCGAAGUUCUUCAGAUACACCAGUGAAAGGUAUCCUUGCCUAAAUGAACUGGUCAAGCAGUAUCAGAUACCAGACUUUGACAACAUGUACCUAGACAUGAAUGGUAUUAUCCACAACUGCUCCCAUCCCGACGACUCCAACCCCCAUUUCCGUAUCACAGAGGAGAAGAUCUUCCAAGAUGUGUUCCACUACAUCAGCAUCCUGUUCCAAAUAAUUAAACCGAAGAAAUUGUUCUUCAUGGCUAUUGAUGGUGUGGCACCAAGAGCUAAGAUGAACCAACAAAGAGGACGAAGAUUCAGAUCAGCAAGAGAAGCAGAAAAAUUAGAGGAAGAAGCUGUAGCAAAAGGAGAAACUCUGCCAAAGGAGAAGCGAUUUGACAGCAACUGCAUCACUCCGGGCACAGUGUUCAUGGCCCGUCUCCAUGAGCAGCUCAGAUAUUUUGUCAAGAUGAAGAUGUCUACAGACCCACUGUGGUCUAAAGUCAAAGUUAUACUAUCUGGACAUGAGACACCGGGUGAAGGCGAACACAAGAUAAUGGACUACAUAAGGUGGGCCCGCUCGCAGCCCGACUACGACCCUAACACCAGGCAUUGUUUGUAUGGACUGGACGCUGAUCUCAUCAUGCUGGGCAUGUGUUCGCAUGAGCCUCACUUUGCCUUGCUUAGAGAGGAGGUGAAAUUCGGUAAAACAACUCAAAGGGCGACCAGCCCCGAAGAGACAAACUUCUACCUUCUCCAUCUCACACUCCUACGAGAGUACUUGGAACAAGAGUUCAUCAGCAUAAAGGACAAGUUGCCGUUCGAAUACGACAUAGAGAAGAUUGUCGAUGACUGGGUGUUGAUGGGUUUUCUUGUGGGCAAUGAUUUCAUUCCCAACUUGCCCAAUAUGCACAUUAAUAACGACGCAUUGCCGUUGUUGUACAAGACUUAUAUGACCGUGCUUCCUACGUUAGAUGGUUAUAUAAAUGAAGCUGGCGACUUGCACCUAGGUAGGUUUGAGAUAUUUCUACAGGAGUUAGCUAAAAUAGACAAGGAGAAGUUCCAAGACACAUACGCCGACUUGAAGUAUUUUGAAGCUAAAACAGGCAGGAGGCCUAACGCUCUGGAAAGGAAAGAGUAUAAACCAAAUAAUGAUGAAACAUUCAACGUGGAUGUGAGUGACAUAAAGGCUAACCAGCCAGACGAUGAGUUGCAGGCUCUAAUCAACGCCACACAAGAAAUGUUUAUGGACGAUGUAGACGACUGUAAUGAAGAAUAUGAAGAAACUAGUGACGAGGAAGCAAAUUUUGAAUCGGAAUUCCUUCUUCACAAAAGAGACUAUUACAUGAAUAAACUAGAUUAUUCAAAGGUUACAGACGAGGUACUAGCAGACCAAGCAGAAGGCUACGUGAGGGCGAUCCAAUGGAAUCUGUCCUAUUAUUACAAGGGUUGUCCUUCGUGGUGUUGGUUCUACCCCCACCACUACGCGCCCUAUAUCUCUGACAUCAAAGGGUUUAAGGACUUGAAGAUUGAGUUUGAGUUGGGUGAACCUUUCAAGCCAUUUGAACAGCUUCUAGCAGUUUUGCCAGCGGCCAGUAAGCACUUACUUCCGACGCCCUUCCACGAUCUCAUGACGGAUGAGGAGUCUCCGAUAGUGCACUAUUAUCCGAUCAACUUCGAGACUGAUCUCAACGGGAAAAGAAACGAUUGGGAAGCAGUGGUGCUUAUACCCUUUAUUGAUGAGGCAAAUCUCCUGUCGGCGAUGUCGCCAUGCUACCAGCGGCUGACGGACGAUGAGAUCAAGAGGAACACACACGGGCCCAUGUUGGUUUAUAACUGGACGAAAACUAGUCAAGGCCCCGCAGCAGCGCCAGAAUACUUCCCCACGAUACAAGACUGUCACGCGGUGGAGAAUCGAGUGUGGCGCGCGGAGCUCGAUGUCCCUCUCGAUGUGCUGAAGCGAGGCAUGCUGCCCAACGCUGAUCGAUAUCUGCUUUACCCUGGCUUCCCCACCAUGAGGCAUCUUAAGUAUACUACAACCAUCAAGAAAUGCAAAGUGCAAGUUUUCGACCAACCGUCCCGCAACGAGAACAUGAUGAUACAACUGAUACCGGAGCCGUAUGUCAAUGACCCCGUGGAGACCGUGGCUCAGGAGUUGUUAGGAAAGGUCAUCUGGGCGGGGUGGCCGCAUCUUACCAAAGCUAAAGUGAUCUCGGUGUCGAAUGAAGCCAAGCGUCUCCAUUACGUGGACAAGGAGAACAACAACGUAAAUGGAGUCGUCUCGUACACUACGGAACAGAACCUAGGCAAUCUGCAUAAGCAGUGGAUUUCUGAACGAUCCACCAUCUUCGAACAUAAUCAAAAUCGUCUGGGGAUUGAAUUAAAUGAAGUGAAUAUAAUUAUUCAUGCUGUAAACCUCAAAGGUUACAAAUACCUAGUCCAAGACAACAGCCGCAUAGUCCUAGAGCCGGAAUGGUGUUCCGUGCCUUGCGGCUACGCCUACCAAGCCAUAGUGAAAGACGUCAAGGAACAUGUCCUACAAUUAGCUGGGAAAUUCUCGACGCCACAGGAGGCCUACCCGCCGGGAGAACCGGUGUUUUUGUUGACGCAGGGACAGUAUUAUGGAUGCCUUGCCACGGUCGUAGAUUCGGAGUCGAUCCGCAGCGGUCGCAUCAAGGUGAGCGUGCGCGAGACGGAGGAGGCCGUGCCCAGCGCGCGCGCAGGCGCCGCGUGCUACAGGCCUGCGCAGCGCGCCGCCGCCGCCGCCGGUAUAUCCUCACAACUGCUCUCGCGUUUGACUGGAACUGUCUUAGUUGUGAUGGGGGAGGCCAAUGACCUUCCAACAGAAAACCAAGCCAAAACCAACAUUGGCCUAAAUCUCAAGUUCAACAAGAAGAAUCAAGAAGUAUCGGGCUACACGCGCCGUUGUAAGACGACAAACGCGUGGCUGUAUUCGGACCGCUGCAUAGAGCUAGUGAAGGGCUACUGCCGGGAGUUCCCCGACUUGGUGAACACGCUGGCGACCAGCAUGGGCAACGAUAUCUUCUUUGAGGGCGAUCUGUUCCCGGGACAUGUUGGAGAAAAGAAGCCCCAAGAAGUGGUCCAAUGGAUCAAAAGCCAGGCGCAGUUCAGCGCGACGCGGCGCGAGUGCGGCUCCGAGGCGCUGGAGCCCGAGGAGCUGCGCGCGCUGUGCGACGCGCUGCUGCCGCAGCUCCAGCGGCUCCGGGACGCUGAGAAGAAGGUCACGCUGCAUGUCAAGUGGACUCUGCUUUAUAAGCCGGAGCUCCACGAAGGCAACAUCCAACCAGAUCCAACAGCGGAUUACAAGAUGUACGACCGCAUCGUUUGCACCGCGAGAAACAUUACAGUUCCCCUCGGAGCUAGGGGCACUAUCACGGCUAUAUACAAGCCUUCCAACGUCAAUACUGUUCGAUUGGCUGACAAGUUGAAUGCUGAGCCAACGUACCAAGUGAUGUUUGAUGAGCCUUUCCCGGGAGCAAUGACUGAGGAAUUGUUCAAAGAGGCUAGAUUUUACAGAAUGUUGCCAAGCAACAUGCUGAACGUGUCGUACGGGCGCAAGCUGCGGCACCUCGUGCGCCUCGCGAGCGACGAUGUGUUCCUGCACGCGCCCGCGCUGCUCCGCCGCGACGACGGACAUCACUCGGCGUUCGCGUGCUAUAGUCCCCCCGGAGACGCGAAGACACCAACGAAUGAAUCUCGCAAUGUCCCCGCGACCACGCCCGCUAACUCUAGCGACAGCCCUCAGGAUGCCACACAUCUUCUAAGGAGCCUUUUGAAAAUAAGUGACAGUGACGAUUCAAAGAAAAACGGCAAGAAUGCGUCAGAGCAGAAUUGGCGAGUGAAAACUGAACCUACCGUACAAACUCCACAACCUCAAAGCGGCCUUGCACAUCCGUUUUGGGGACUAUUCGCUGGACUGCCGCAGCAAAAUUGGCGCAAAGAGAACAGUUCUGCACACAAGCCAGGCAUCUAUCAGAAUCCUGCCGAGUGGGCUAAUAGCAACUUUAAGAACCAAAUGCCGCACAUCCCCCCCUACCCCACAUUCGGGCAGCCCUUCCACGGGCCGGGCCCCGCGCAAAUCCCGUUCCCCCAGUUCCAAAACCCCCACUUCCAGCGCCACUACAACCAGGACCGGCCUAGAUACCAGAACCAGGGCUUUCAACAAAACCAGUUCCAGAAUCAACACCAGUUCCCGAAGCAUCUGCCCAGUGUGACUGCCGCUAAUAAUCUGGCGCCCAGUUGGGCUACUGGACAGAACAAACCAAAUACAAACCAACAGAGUGCCAAUCCUAACCCAGUACCAAACAACGGCGAAAAGAUAAACAAUCCGUUUGUCCCGCUUCAAGUACAGACUAGUCAGAGGAGAAAUCAAAAUCCCGGCAGUUCUACGGCCAAAAAGGAAGAGACGUCCGCGCCUCAAAAUAUGUCGAAGCCCCAGCCUGUCAGUUAUAACAAUGUGGCGCCGCCACAGCAAUACCACCCUCGUCCGAUGAGGAAGAAGAAGCCAAGAAUAGCGGCCAACCUGCCCUUCCAAACAGACUAGUGAUCAGAUCAUAGACAGCUGACCGUGUUGCCAAACUUGUGUGCAAAAGAAAAAAGAAAAAUUACGCGUAUCGGAUCGGAAAACAUAGGAAAACUGAAUAAAAAUUGUAAAUUAUGUAAAUAGUACAUUAUUGUGUAUUUGACAAAUGUGAUCAAUAUGUUUUUGUUUAUUACUUAAUCAAUUUAUUAAAUAAAAUGAAAAUAUUUAAGGUUUGACAAUGGAACCAAAACUACAUGUACUACUGUACCGGUACUUAGCACCGCUAUUGACGCUUCGGUUACCUUUACCUGAUCGCCGAUUACAAACUGGUUGUAAAAGAAAACCGUUAAAAUUAGUAUAUUCGUAAAUUUGAUUUUUGUUUGAUAUCAAAUUUGAUACCACUAUAUUGAAUGCAAUACUAAUAAAUAGUAAUUUUUCCGUAUAGAUAUUCAGCUAAUUUCGGUUUGUAGAGUUAUCUUUGUCUCGCACAUGUAGAAAUACUAACGUCACCAGGGUAACGUGCGACAGAGAUAAUUAUACAUACCAAAUGUCUCUAUUAUUCAAUAUUGCUCCGCGAAUACGAAAUGUGUUUCUGUAUACUGGUGUCACAUUGUAAAUGGUAAGGUUAUUGUUUCCGAAAAAUGCUGGUGUGUCGAAUGUAUUAUUUCCAUUUCACAGUACAUAAAAUUAUGACAAAAGUAUACAAUAAACAUCAUAAUUUGUGCAAUAUACAUACAUAUGUAAUGACCAUAAUCUCAACUUCAAAGCGUGUUAUUUUUGUACAUAUCUUAAAAUGCAGGCCAGUUGGUAAAGUAUUUUACAUUUAACGGCUAUUUAUUUGUAAGAGUGUUGAAAUGAAUGCGUUCACGUCAAUAUAUAAUAAUAAUAAAGUACAGAUAAAUUAAUUAAAUUUAUACCAACUGCGCCUGCCGACGUCAUAUUUUGAUUAUUAGUUUUAUUUACUAAAAUAUUAUGUUUAAGACGAUCUAUCUCAAAAGUACAAACUAUUUUUUUAGUAACUUCAGUAUUUAAGACUUAGUGAAAAAUCGGCCUGUAUGUCUGCAGAGAACAAAAAAGUAAUUGAAAAUAUAUGAUGCAUGUGUAACUCAGUAUAUAUAACUCAGUAUUUUUUAUAUAAAAUUGGCCCUGUGUAUGAAUGCGUUAGGUAUAUCACACGAGAUAUAUAUUAUGUCUCCCCGCAGUAUAUAGUGUCUCUUUUGAACGAGUCUUCUUUUGUUAAAAUGUGAAAUAUUUUUUGAAAUAAGUGAAAAGUAUAUAUGUACAUGCAAAACUCAGUUACUGAUUGUCAAUCAUUUCUUGGCAUGUGAAUUUUGAAACAAGUUGUAUCUUUAAAUCAAGAUUAUGUGUUAAUAAAUAGACUUCCGAACCGC
Messenger RNA from Plodia interpunctella (Indianmeal moth), 6187 nucleotides. It is a transcript of the gene pcm, whose product is annotated as pacman. The record is from RefSeq and is a predicted model, not a curated record. Gene Ontology annotation, biological process: nuclear-transcribed mRNA catabolic process. The transcript is spliced from 33 exons. Lineage: Eukaryota; Metazoa; Arthropoda; Insecta; Lepidoptera; Pyralidae. Gene Ontology annotation, molecular function: 5'-3' exonuclease activity; nucleic acid binding. Bases 267 to 4817 code for a protein of 1516 amino acids.